Molecule: messenger RNA, 540 nt
Organism: Epinephelus lanceolatus (giant grouper)
Lineage: Eukaryota; Metazoa; Chordata; Actinopteri; Perciformes; Serranidae
Gene: lamtor4
Product: late endosomal/lysosomal adaptor, MAPK and MTOR activator 4
Biological process (GO): positive regulation of TOR signaling; cellular response to amino acid stimulus
Cellular component (GO): Ragulator complex; lysosome
Molecular function (GO): guanyl-nucleotide exchange factor activity
Source: RefSeq, a predicted model, not a curated record
AGGCCUCAUGAGUCACGUGAAAAAUCACAAGCCGGAAGUAAAGCUGAGCUCCAGUUUGUAAAAACAGAAGAAGAAAGAGGAGGAGGAUGACGACAGCGGCUCUGACUGCGGGUCUGGACCGGAUUCCGGAUCAGCUCGGGUACCUGGUCAUCAGUGAGGACGGAGUCCUGGCUUCUGCAGGUGAGCUGGAGAACGACGAGCACACGGCAGGUGUGAUGAUGCAGAUGGUCCGAACAGCCAGUCGGUUCAGGUUAUCCGGAUCAGCUGAGCCGCCCUUUAAACGCAUGUCAGUGAUCCUGGAGGACUUCGUCUACACGGUGACGGUCUCUGGUCAGAAGGUCUUCGUGGUCAAACGUCAGAACAACCAGCAGGACCCAAUCAACGUGUAGAGACCGCCACACAGGAAGUGAGGUGGCGGUCAGGUGGUCUGAGGAGCAGCGACGAUGAUGAUGAAGGUCCAUCUGAAGCAUCUCUGCGUGUGUUUGAUUUAGUUUUGUAUGAAUGUUUGUAUUUAACUGAAUAAACUGACUUGUCUGAGAA